Molecule: messenger RNA, 1056 nt
Organism: Suillus fuscotomentosus
Lineage: Eukaryota; Fungi; Basidiomycota; Agaricomycetes; Boletales; Suillaceae
Exons: 8
Coding region: 1-1056 (351 amino acids)
Source: RefSeq, a predicted model, not a curated record
AUGAGCGGCGAUGAGAAUAAUCCCCACAUUGGCAGCUCUUCACGCAAAUGUAGUGGUUCUGCACUUUAUAUGGGCCCACGUAAAAAAGCUACCUCAUCAAAUCCCCUCGUUCUCCAUGGUCGACACUUCGGUCGAACAGUAUUUGCACUAUGCAAUUAUCCCUCUCUCCUAACUGGAGGCAUUCUUCGGCUCGAAGAGUUACAAGACUCUUUGAUAGAAGAUUAUCCAGCUGAUGUUCGACGUGAACAUAGGGUGUUUAUGGAGCUUGUAGAUUCCUAUCCUGGUCUCUUAGAGCGUCUGACAGCUGGCGAGGAGGAGGACAUCAUUCAUGUCGGAGAAUUGAUGGGCAAAGGAGCGUCUGGUGCGCGAGGUGACGACACCAAGACGCUUAAAUCUGCCGUCAUCGAAUGGCUUAUGCCCCGAGGACAGCCACUCAUACCGCCCCUCUCCCGAAAUAUUAAAUCCGACCGUGGAUUCAAUCACGAAGUGACCGGUGCAUUGCUCUGCCCUGCAGACCUUGACUGGUCGAAUGCAGAAACCAAGCAGAGCCUCAAAAGUGGCGAAACGGCGGUCCGUGGCGACCAAUGGCCUAUGUUUUUGUAUGCUGGGUAUGUCUAUGAUCCUGAAGCUCCAUGGCAGGGUCUAUUGAGGAGCGACAUACUUGUCUUCGGUUUCAAACACGUAUUUACCUCUCCAAGUUCCGUGGAAAAGGAGCCAAAAGCCACGCGCUCCGGUAACGCAUACCUCCACGGGAUGAAAUCUGUAACGAAAGGAUCCCUAGCUUACAUUGCCACACAGGUUCGGUUUUCAUUAAGCUCUUCAUCAGUAUUUUCACGCACGGACACGGUCACGGACUCGGAAACCUUCUACCACAGUAUUCUUGAUCUUUUGGAGGAUCCUGACGAAUGUGAAGAAGUAGCCGACCUGAUGACUUGGUGGACACGUCGCAUUUUUCCUAAUUCCUCCUCUUCACAGCGAAGCACCAGCAAGAACAGCGUGCUAUCAAAAAUUCGCGAAAAACGCACUGCUCUUCGAGCAUGGGGCAAUACUAAUUAG